Messenger RNA from Cuscuta europaea, 587 nucleotides. The record is from the annotation of a GenBank genome assembly. NCBI's taxonomy places the organism in Eukaryota, Viridiplantae, Streptophyta, Magnoliopsida, Solanales, Convolvulaceae.
CUCCGACUUAAUAUCAGUAUUAUUGGUAGCUGAGCAAAAUAAUGACCUUUUGAUGAAAAAUCAUAAUCUGAGACCCACUGGUUCUAGUCCUUCGAUUUAUGGUCCAACUGGCCAUAAUUUAGUCACUGAAUCAAAUGCAACAUACAGUGGCAGUAGAAGGCAUUUUAAACGUGGGCAUUUUAAUGGUCAUAAAAACAAGUCACACCGAGAAUAUAAACAGGUCAAUAGACCAAAUUAUAAGGGCAAGGGCAAACAAAAGGCCCAUCAAAUAAAUCGCCGUCCAAAACCCUCGGUAAAGACGACUUGUUAUAAAUGUGGCAUGACGGGGCAUUGGGCUAACAAAUGCCGCACUUCAAAGCAUCUGGUGGAAUUAUUUCAAGCUUCCAUGAAUUUGAACAACGGCAAAAAUAUGGAAGCUAAUUAUGCCAACGACACGACUCCACCUCUGCCAAAAAUUGAUGUGUCCGACUUUUUCGCGGAUGAUGCCAUUAUGGACGAUGCUUUUGCAAUAAACCAAAAUGUCACAAAAUAAAAUAUUAGACUCCGAUCCUUAUGUUGUAACAUAUUAGUUUUAUGUAUUUUUUCUU